Messenger RNA from Lentinula edodes (shiitake mushroom), 538 nucleotides. RefSeq lists its product as uncharacterized. The transcript is spliced from 5 exons. The record is from RefSeq and is a predicted model, not a curated record. NCBI's taxonomy places the organism in Eukaryota, Fungi, Basidiomycota, Agaricomycetes, Agaricales, Omphalotaceae. Bases 1 to 327 code for a protein of 108 amino acids.
AUGGCUUUCACCGGAUUUGUAGGCUUUCCGAAUUUCGAUAAACUUCGGAUAGAAUUUUGGUUUCUAGACGGAACUGCAUUUGCAAAUUUGCUGUUUGCCAAGAUCCAGAGAAUAUCGAGGCCCGAUGUGGUGCAGGCAGUGAAACCUGAUCAGAUUUACCGAACUGCGCUCGUAAAUUUGUUGUCUGACGAUAUCGAGGCCCGAUCGAAAAGUUGGAACGGCUAUAGUCGGCGGAACCCACUUCCGCUUCACGGUACUCUUGGGUGCGGGUGCAGCUGCGCCUUAUGCCCCGACGCCCCGACGCAGGCGACAUUUGAAUUUGAGUAAUACAUACAUAAUAAAAAUUAGAACGUGCUUCACGGAGACAGACGUCGCCCUCAGGCACCGACGGUGACUGUUUCCAGAACGACGGAUGUUUGAUCCGGCAUAGAUAGCGACGGUUACGUUUGAUUACGUACUUUUAGUUGCUCCUUUGUCCUAUAAACGAACAAUAACCAGCCACCUUUGUUCUCUCACCUAACCACGGCCACGCUCUUAU